AUGCAAGGCCAGCCUCAUCCAAGGCCGUUACACCUGGCGGCACAUCCAGGUGCUCAAGUGUCUUGCUGCGGUGCUGAAAAAUUGACGGACAAGUGUGAAUGCCCUUCCUCCCACAUCAUCCCAGUGCCAGCCAACACCAUUUGUUCGGGAGGAUUGCAACAUCAUUUCCAUAACAUCUCCCACGGCUUCAUCGCUGCUGAUACAAUGGAACAGACUCCUGGGUUUAACAAAUUAUUUUUUGGACCUUCGGGUUGUGAACGACACCACGAUCAGCCCAACGGUGGUGGUGAUCCCCGAGAAUCACCGGGCACAUCUCAGCUAACAAUUUCAAAGGCAAUAUCCAGUACAUCCAUCAGGCUAGAAUGGGAGUGGGUGCAAACAGCAACACAAUACUACUUGCUGAUAAAUUCAACGUUGGCAGGAGACAAGUACAACUUGUCUUUUACAACUAAUAACACAGUGGUCAAAAAUCUUCGGCCACAAACCACCUACGACUUUUACGUGGUCACUGCCAACUCCGGAGGUCUAGGGGCAAGAAGCACAGUGCGAACCAUCACUACAUUGAUACAGCCUCCGGCGGUGAUCACAGAACAACAGACGGGCACGCAGUCUGUCCACAUCAGUUGGCAAGCUGUGGAAAAGGUUCUGGUCUAUCAAGUCACAGUCAGAAAUCUCAGCAGUACAAUAUUUUCAAACCGUGUGUUCACUACCACGCUGGACCUGUAUAACAUCACCCCCUGUUCCUCAUUCCAAGUCUCGAUAUCUUCGGUUAAUGCUUUAUUGGAAGCUGGAGAACCAAGGGAUGUGAACUAUUCAACAAAUAUUCUGAGUGCAGUGACGGCAAUCUCAGUGGACUACAGGUGCGUUACAUCAUCUGCAGUGGUGUCGUGGGCAACCGUGUUGGGUGCCACCGCUUACAGGGCCGUUGCCGUAAGCCACAACGGUACGGUUCUGUCCUGCACCUCCAGCAGUCCACAGUGCCAACUCAGUAAUCUGUUGUGUGAUGAGAAUUAUGAGGUGCAUGUCACUGCCAUGUCAAACAACUGCCAGAGCACUGAAGGCAAUUCCACAUACUUCCAAACAGGUCCCUGUCCACCGACAGAUCUGAUGCUGUACAGGGAGUGCAGCAGUAAUGUCAUUGUCUUCUCAUGGUCUCCCAACAACUUCUCAGCCUAUUACUUUGCUCAGGCUGUGGACUCCACAGGAAAGGUUAUGGAAUGCAUGACCACAGAGAGUUCCUGCUUCUUCACCGACACCGUCUGCGGACGCCAUUACAACUUCACGAUCUACGGGUCUUCUGCGUCAGUCAGCGAGCAGUGUAACAGUGCACUCAGUCCAGUGAUGAACAUAAGCACUGCACCCUGCCAGCCAACAUACAUGGAUACAUCAACGAACUGUCAGACGGAUGUUCUUACCAGCAAUUGGGAUGCUUCAAAUGGAGCGCUGCAGUACAGGGUGGAUGCCUUCGGUAACCGUGGAAACUACAGCCACUAUGUGUGUAACUCAGUAACACAGAGCUGUAAUAUCUCGGGCAUACAGUGUGGGGAGAGUCUUACCAUGCUGAUCACUGCUAUGGAUGAUGAGUGCAGCAGUUCUCUGGCUAUCGGACAGGUGGCACAGACUACGCCCUGUGCACCUCAUAAUGUGUCUAUGCUGACGGACUGCGGUUCAGAUUCCAUUACUCUGAUGUGGGAAAUGGCAUUCGGUGCUUUAUUCUACAUUGCAACUGCAACAGAUGAACUCGGGAACACUUACACUUGUACCUCAAUAGAAGCACGUUGCCAAAUCACUGGUCUCCGCUGUGGAGCCACAUACAGCGCCUUUGUGAUUGCAUCCAACAUGAAAUGCAACAGCUCUAUUAGUAACACCAUCAUUACAAAAACAGCUCCUUGUCCCCCUGGGGAUGUACAAGCUGUCCUGGACUGUCAGGCGAACCAGGCGCUGGUGAGCUGGAUGGGGUCUCAGGAUAUGAUAUCAUUCACUGCCACCAUAGAGGACCAGGUCGGUGGGCUUCUAAGCUGUAGCACCACUGCCAACAGCUGUCGUAUUCCCAACCUAAGGUGCGGCCAGGUUUACGCAGUCAGCGUAACGCACUAUGAUGGAAUCUGUCCUAGUAUGCCUUCAGGUGCUAUACAACUGAAAUCCGGUAAGAAAUAA
This is a messenger RNA of Paramisgurnus dabryanus, 2157 nucleotides long. The record is from RefSeq and is a predicted model, not a curated record. Lineage: Eukaryota; Metazoa; Chordata; Actinopteri; Cypriniformes; Cobitidae.